Messenger RNA from Amaranthus tricolor (Joseph's coat), 2515 nucleotides. RefSeq names its product acyl-coenzyme A oxidase 3, peroxisomal-like. Gene Ontology annotation, biological process: lipid homeostasis; fatty acid beta-oxidation using acyl-CoA oxidase. Gene Ontology annotation, molecular function: FAD binding; acyl-CoA oxidase activity; fatty acid binding. NCBI's taxonomy places the organism in Eukaryota, Viridiplantae, Streptophyta, Magnoliopsida, Caryophyllales, Amaranthaceae. The record is from RefSeq and is a predicted model, not a curated record. The transcript has 13 exons. Gene Ontology annotation, cellular component: peroxisome. The coding region runs from base 58 to 2109 and encodes 683 amino acids.
CCCUAUUUUUUUCUUCCAUUUUCAUCCCUCCUUUGAAAAAUCUUCCAUCCUCCAUUAAUGGCGUCCUCCCAAGAAAAUCAAAUUACCUUCAGAACCCGAAUCCUCAAUAGACAUCUCAACCCAAACCCAAUCCUUUCUCAUCAUCUUCUCUCAAAUUCUAUCUCUUUCAAACCAUGUAUCGCAUACUCUUCUCCCGAUCUCACCGAACCUUCUCCCAUUUUCGAUACCAAAGAAAUGCGAUCCAUCUUAGACUCCCACAAUAUCGGUGAUCGUGAUUGGCUAUUUAACUUGAUGAUUCAAAGCAAUUUAUUCAACCCUAGUUUUCGUGGCGAUCGGAUUUUUGUCGCCCCUGAUUAUAAUCAUUCAAUGGAGCAGCAAAGAGAGAUUACUGUGAAAAGAAUUGAGUAUUUGCGUGAUCGUGGAGUUUUUAAACGUUGGCUUACUGGUGAUUCCGAAGAAGAUGAACUUCGUAAGAUGGCGUUGAAUGAAGUUUUAGCUAUCUACGAUCAUUCCCUUGUGAUUAAGCUUGGUGUCCAUUUCUUCCUCUGGGGUGGUGCAGUCCAGUUUUUUGGUACAAAACAUCAUCAUGACAAAUGGCUGAAAGUUACCGAGGAUUAUGGCAUGAAGGGUUGCUUUGCUAUGACUGAGCUGGGGCAUGGAAGUAAUGUCAGAGGAAUUGAAACAGUCACCACUUAUGAUCCAAAUACCGAAGAGUUUAUCAUCAACACUCCUUGUGAAUCUGCUCAGAAAUACUGGAUCGGAGGAGCAGCUAAACAUGCAACGCACACUGUUGUUUUCUCACAACUCAAAAUUAAUGGAAACGACGAAGGAGUUCAUGCAUUUACUGUACAAAUCAGGGAUGAUGAUGGAAACAUCUGUCCAAAUAUACGCAUUGCUGAUUGUGGUCAUAAGAUUGGCCUGAAUGGUGUCGACAAUGGUCGUAUCUGGUUUGACAAUGUCCGCAUCCCUCGAGAGAAUUUAUUGAAUUCAGUUGCUGAUGUUUCCCCUGAUGGCCAAUAUCUUAGUGCUAUAAAAGAUCCUGUUCAGAGGUUUGCUGUGUUUCUUGCUCCGUUGACAUCAGGUCGUGUCAAUAUUGCAGUCAGUUCUAUUUACAUAGCAAAGAUUGGUUUAGCAACUGCAAUAAGGUACUCUUUAUCAAGACGAGCCUUUUCCUUGGCACCAAGUGAACCUGAAGUAUUAUUGCUCGACUAUCCAAGUCACCAACGCCGGCUUUUGCCUCUUCUUGCCAAGACAUAUGCAAUGAGUUUUGCUGGAAACUAUUUAAAAUCGAUUUAUGUGAAACGGUCACCUGAAACAAAUAAGAUUAUCCAUGUUGUUUCAAGUGCCCUAAAGGCUACUUUAACUUGGCAUAACAUGCGGACUCUUCAGGAGUGUCGUGAAGCCUGUGGGGGACAAGGUCUAAAGACUGAAAAUCGUGUAGGUCACUUGAAAGGCGAAUACGAUGUGCAACUAACUUUUGAAGGGGACAAUAAUGUUCUCAUGCAGCAGGUGAGUAAGGCAUUGUUUGGAGAAUAUCUGGCUAGUAAGAAACAAAAUAGACCGUUCAAAGGAUUGUGGUUGGAGCACAUGAAUGGCCCUAGCCCAGUCAUCCCCGCUCAACUUACAAGCUCUGUUCUCAGAAGCAGCCACAUGCAGACUGAUAUUUUCCGCCUGAGGGAGAGAGAUCUAUUAAAUCGUUUUGUAGCAGAAGUUUCAGCACAUCAAAAGCAAGGACGACAUAAAGAAUAUGCCUUUACUCUGGCUUAUCAGCUUGCGGAAGAUUUAGGCAGAGCUUUUGCAGACAAGUUGAUUUUGCUUACUUCCAUUGAGGCUGAAGCUAGUGUUCCUGCUGGGCCUUUGAAGGAUGUGUUAGCUUUGUUGCGAACAUUGUAUGCUUUAAUAGUAUUGGAAGAUGUUUCAUUCCUCCGCUAUGGUUACUUGUCUGUUGAGAAUGCUGCUGCGGUUAGACAAGAAGUGAUCAGGCUUUGCAGUGAACUGCGUCCCCAUGCAUUGGCGUUGGUGAGUUCUUUUGGCAUUCCGGAUGCAUUUCUCAGCCCUAUAGCAUUUGAUUGGAUUGACGCUAAUUCGUGGUCUUCUGUUCAACAAUGAUUCAACAACUCGAGAAUUCAAGAACCCAGCAUAGUAGAUUAACUUGUAAAAAUAUAUCUCUUUAAAUAAAGUGUUGUGCUAAAUGAACCCCCAAAAAAAAACGAUACAUACACCAACAUAAGGUCGACCUCCGCCUAUGGGCUAUGGAGACAUUGGUUGAGAAAGUCGACCUUUGUUGGGCUAACGUUUACGACCAACAAAGAAUGCAGAUUGUUGUCAAGAUGUAUUCGUGUAAAAUAAUUUGUAUUAAUGUUAUAACGGAUCUCAAUUAAACAUAAUAAGAGAUUGUCCUAGUUCUUUGAAUGUUCGUCAAUGUAUAUUAUUUAUUGAAUUAUGUUCCAUUGGCUAUGAUUUUCCGCUGUAAGUAAUACCUUUCACAUUAUAUUUUAUCAUUAUGUACUUUUUU